Daucus carota subsp. sativus is the source of this 2185-nucleotide messenger RNA. Its product is annotated as cytochrome P450 724B1. Gene Ontology annotation, molecular function: iron ion binding; oxidoreductase activity, acting on paired donors, with incorporation or reduction of molecular oxygen; monooxygenase activity. The coding region runs from base 239 to 1681 and encodes 480 amino acids. The transcript is spliced from 7 exons. NCBI's taxonomy places the organism in Eukaryota, Viridiplantae, Streptophyta, Magnoliopsida, Apiales, Apiaceae. Gene Ontology annotation, biological process: sterol metabolic process. The record is from RefSeq and is a predicted model, not a curated record.
CAUCAUAAAUUGAGCUCUCCAAUCAUAUAAGAAAUCCAUCACAUAGCAGGACUACGAGAAUCAGUACAUUACCAAAAUUUUAUCAAAAAACCGAAUUUUGAGACCUGAUAGGUGAAAUAGACAGUGAGCAGCCACUUGGACAAAUAACCACACAAAUGAACACAACAUAUAUAAAUGCACACACAAGGCUUAGGAACAAUAAUCUAUCAGACCAAAGUUGGGAGCCUGACUGAAGACUAUGGCUACCACAAUUGCAGAACUUCUGCAACUUCCACUAACACUUACAUUAGUUCUAGCUUGUCUUCUACCACUUCCUCUCUGUUGUUACCUGUUUCUAAAGAAGCAGAAGCCAGUAGGGUUGCCUAAUGGAAGUAUGGGAUGGCCUUUCUUGGGUGAAACCUUUGGCUUUCUCAAGCCACACAAGUCAAACUCUAUAGGCAGCUUCUUGCAGCAACAUUUCUCUAGGCAUGGCAAAGUGUUCAAAUCCCAUCUUUUCGGAUGUCCGACGAUAGUAUCGGGUGAUCUUGAACUUAAUAACUUCAUUCUGCUAAAUGAAGAUAGACUUUUCCAGAGCUACUAUCCCAGGUCUGUUCAAGAUAUUCUGGGGAAUUUGUCGUUGAUGCUUGUGUCCGGAGAACUUCACAAGAAACUGAGAACAGUAGCACUCAGCUUCAUUGCGAAUUCCAAGUCAAGUCCUGACUUCCUCCGUUAUGUAGAGAAUUUGACAAUCUCUGUUAUGGACUCUUGGAAAGGAUGUCGGGAGAUUCACUAUGCCAAAGAGGCAAAAAAGUUCACAUUAUUUGUGAUGUUGAAGAAUUUGUUGAAUAUUGAGCCCGAGGAGCCACUAGCUUCACAAAUGCUAGAAGACUAUCUUAGCUAUAUGAAGGGACUUGUAUCAUUGCCACUUUGUUUUCCAGGCACACCCUAUGCCAAAGCCCUGAAGGCUAAAGCAAGAAUCUCAAGGAAUAUCAGAGAAAUUAUAGCCGAAAGGAGAAAGAAAGAGGGACCUAAAAAGGGGGACUUUUUGGAUGAGAUGAUGAAUAAAAGAUCAGAAGAGUUAAAUGAUGAAGAAAGAGUGAGUAUAGUGAUGGACCUUAUGUUUGCAGGUUAUGAAACAACUGCAGGGCUUCUGUCCCUACUUCUCUAUUAUCUUGCCCAAGCACCAGAAGCACUUGAACAACUAAUGCAAGAACAUCAAACUCUCACCAAAUCAAAGAAGCCUGGAGAUCCCAUAAGUUGGCGAGAUAUUCAGCAACUCAACUUCAAUUCACAUGUAGUAAAUGAAACUUUGAGGUGUGGGAAUCUAGUGAAAUUUGUGCACAGAAGAGCUUUACAAGAUGUAAAAUUUAGAGAUUAUCACAUUCCCAGAGGCUGGCAAGUACUUCCGGUUUUUACAGCAGUACAUCUGGAUCCAUCUCUGCAUGAGUCGCCCUCUGAUUUCAAUCCCUGGAGAUGGAACGAUGAAGCAAUUAAUAGAAAGGUAAAUCCUUUUGGUGGUGGAACAAGGCUUUGUCCCGGGACUGAAUUAGCCAAAUUGGAGGCAACUAUCUUCCUUCAUCAUCUUAUCCUCAACUACAGGUGGAAGCUGAAGGAAGACGAUGAUUUCCCGCUUUCUUACCCAUAUUUGGAAUUCAGUAAAGGUUUAGAACUUGAAAUACAGCCAACAGAGAACAGCAGCUAAUUAAGCAUUCUAGAUGCCACAUAACUGUACAUAACAGCUACAAGGUAUAAACAUGCAGUCGCACAACAUAAGUUAUAUGCAAGGAUAAAACUUAUAUUCAGUUAAUAUGUCCACCACAAGUAACCUAAAAAGAGGCUUUCAGAAUGAGAUGGAUCAGAUAUAGUUAAUAUUUUCCUUUUAUAAAAAAACAGUUAAGUGAUCAAAAGUUUCACAAAACUAUAAAAUCAAAAUUAAAACCCUCUCAUAUAACAAUAGUUUCUAUAGUAUAAAGCUCGGGAAUCAUUUAAUCAUUCCGAUAUGUUUUGAAGGGAACUCUUAACUGUAGAGUAAAAGUAAGCUAGAAAUUCGAAAAAAUGCCUGCAUAGGUGGUCAUGAAUCCUUAUUCAAAAAAACUGUUCAACAAAGUUUUUUUUUUUUUUUUGCUAAAUCAACAAAGAAUUUGUGGGUUGUACAAAAAGCACAGUAUCAGGGUAGUACACAAGUUCAAAAAAUAACAGAAGGCAA